This is a messenger RNA of Pseudopipra pipra, 3017 nucleotides long. RefSeq names its product protein tyrosine kinase 2 beta (gene PTK2B). Gene Ontology annotation, biological process: protein phosphorylation; signal complex assembly. Gene Ontology annotation, molecular function: ATP binding; protein tyrosine kinase activity. The record is from RefSeq and is a predicted model, not a curated record. NCBI's taxonomy places the organism in Eukaryota, Metazoa, Chordata, Aves, Passeriformes, Pipridae. Gene Ontology annotation, cellular component: cytoskeleton; focal adhesion.
UUCCAGGAUGUUCCAUCCCUAGCGCUCCGGCCGUGCUCAGGAUGUCGGCCCUUCCCGAGCCGUCGGGAAGCGGCUCCGGACGCGGCGUCUCCCCGGACGCGGAUCCCUGGGCGGGAACGGGACCGGGGCCGGGGAUGGAGGCGGGAGCGGGUCCGGAGGCGUCCAAGGAGGGGCAGGAGGAGCAGGAGGAGACGCGGAUCCUCAAGGUUUGCUUCUACAGCAACAGCUUCAACAUGGGCAAGAACUUCAAGCUGGUCAAGUGCGCCGUGAGCACCGAGAUCCGGGAGGUGAUCCGGUCGAUCCUGCUGAGCGGUCGGAUCGGGCCGGACAUCCGGUUAUCCCGGUGCUACGGACUGAGGCUCAAACACGUCAAAUCCGACGAGAUCCAUUGGCUGCACCCGGAGCUGACGGUGGGAGAGGUGCAGGACAGGUACGAGUGUCUGCACCUGGAGGCCGAGUGGAGGUACGACCUGCAGAUCCGGUACCUUCCCGAGGAUUUCCUGGAGCGCUUCCAGGAGGACAGGACCACCCUGCUCUACUUCUACCAGCAGCUCCGCAGUGAGUACAUGCAGAACUACGCCAGCAAGGUGAGCGAGGGCAUGGCCCUGCAGCUCGGCUGCCUCGAGCUCAGGAGGUUCUACAAGGACAUGCCCCACAACGCGCUGGACAAGAAAUCCAACUUCGAGUUCCUGGAGAAGGAGGUGGGGCUGGAUCUCUUCUUCCCCAGCCAGAUGCUGGAGAACCUCAAGCCGCGGCAGCUGCGGAAGAUGAUCCAGCAGACGUUCCAGCAGUACGCGCUGCUGCGGGAGGAGGAGUGUGUCCUCAAAUUCCUGCACACCCUCGCGGCCUUCGCCCCCAUCGACCAGGAGAGAUUCCAGUGCCAGCUCGUCCAAGGCUGGAACAUCUCGGUGGAUCUGGUGAUCGGCCCCAGGGGCAUCCGGCAGGUCACCGGCACGGACACCAAGCCCACCUGCCUGGCGGAAUUCCGGGACAUCACGUCCAUCCGGUGCUCGGGGACGGAGGAGGGUCGGGCUCUGCUGCACCUGGGGCUCAGCGGGACCCCCCCGUCCCUGAGCAUCCAGACGGCGUCUCUGGCCGAGGCGGAGAACAUGGCCGAGCUCAUCGACGGGUACUGCCGGAUCCAGCGGGACACGGACACAUCCCUGCUCCUCAGGAAAGGCCAUGUCCCCCUCUCCCCCCGUGUUUUGUGUUUUCCCAUGGAACCAUCCGGGAUCCGGGAUCCCGGGCGCUGGCCCCGCCCCCAACAUUCCCUGCUCCCCUUUUUCCCUGCAGCCCAACACUUCGGGAUCCGCCGGGAAGCCGUGACGCUGGGAAGGAUCCUGGGAGAAGGAUUCUUUGGAGAGGUCUACGAGGGGAUCUACACCCCCCCGGAAGGGGAGCGGAUCAGCGUGGCCGUGAAGACCUGCAAGCAGGAUUGCAGCCCGGAAAACAGGGAGAAGUUCCUCAGGGAAGCAGUGCUGAUGAAGAAGCUGGACCACCCCCACAUCGUGAAGCUCAUCGGCAUCGCCGAGGACGAGCCCACCUGGAUCGUCAUGGAGCUCUAUCCAUACGGAGAGCUGGGGCAGUUCCUGGAGCAGCGGCGGCCGCGCCCGCCCGUGCCCACCCUGGUGCUCUACGCCCUGCAGGUGGGCAAGGCCAUGGCCUACCUGGAGGCCAUCAGCUGCGUCCACAGGGACAUCGCCGCGCGGAACAUCCUGGUGGCCUCCCCCGACUGUGUCAAACUGGGCGACUUCGGCCUCUCCCGGUACAUCGAGGACGAGGAGUAUUACAAAGCCUCCAUCUCCCGGCUCCCCAUCAAGUGGAUGGCUCCGGAAUCCAUCAACUUCCGGCGCUUCACCACGGCCAGCGACGUCUGGAUGUUCGCCGUGUGCGCGUGGGAGAUCCUGAGCCUCGGGAAGCAGCCGUUCUUCUGGCUGGAGAACCGGGACGUGAUCGGGGUGCUGGAGCGCGGCGACCGCCUGCCCAAACCCGAGCUCUGCCCGCCCGUCCUCUACACCCUCCUCACCCGCUGCUGGGACUACGACCCCCGGGAACGGCCCCGCUUCCAGGAGCUCGUCUGCAGCCUCAGCGACAUUUACCUGAUGGAGAAGGAACUGGCCGAGGAGCAGGAGAGGAACCACCGGCAGCGGCCUCCCAAAAAUCGUGGAGCCUCCGGCAUUCCAGAGCCGCCUCCCAAGCCCAGCAGGCUGUACAAGCCGCCGUCCCAGAACAACCUCCUGGCUCCCAAGCUGCUGUUCCAGGUUCCCGAGGGUCUCUGUGCCAGCUCCCCCGCCCUCGCCAGCCCCGCCGAGUGCCCGCCCGGCACCCUCCGCACGCCGCCGCCACACCGGCACGCCGGCGCCUUCCAGCGCCGCAGCAUGAGGGAGGAGGAUUUCCUGCGGCCCAGCAGCCGGGAGGAGGCUCAGCGGCUGCUGGAGCUGGAGAGGCUGCGCGUGGAGCGGGUCAUGGAGCGGCAGCAGAGGGAGAUGCUCGAGGACGACCGGUGGCUGCGGCGCGAGGUGGAGAGCCUUGGUGAGAAAUCCCGGGAAUGUGGGAAUUGGGAAUGGGGGAAUGGGACGAUCGGGUGGCUGCGGCGCGAGGUGGAGAGCCUGGUGAGAAAUCCCGGGAAUCUGGGGAUGUGGGAAUGGGACGAUGGGUGGCUGCGGCGCAAGGUGGAGAGCCUGGUGAGACAGCCCGGGAAUCGGGGAAUGGGGGAAUGUGGGAAUGUGGGAAUGUGGGAAUGGGACGAUGGGUGGCUGCGGCGCGAGGUGGAGAGCCUGAUUUUCUCCCCCUCCCAGGACCCCACGGUGUUCAUGAACAACAACAUUCCCCCGCUGCUCCCGGAGAAGGAGACGGAUUACACGCAGUUCACGGGGCCCCCCCAGAAGCCUCCAAGACUCGGGGCACAGCCGGUCCCGGCGGUGCCGACGGCGGAGCCGGAUCGCCGGGAUGACGCCGUGUACGGGAACGUGACGGAGCUGGUGCGGGCGGUGCUGCGGCUCAAGAACGACAUCGGA